Molecule: messenger RNA, 258 nt
Organism: Pleurotus ostreatus (oyster mushroom)
Lineage: Eukaryota; Fungi; Basidiomycota; Agaricomycetes; Agaricales; Pleurotaceae
Exons: 3
Coding region: 1-258 (85 amino acids)
Source: RefSeq, a predicted model, not a curated record
AUGUCCCCCGGACCGUUUACGACCCAAGCCGAGUUGCUAGUGUUGCCCGCCCGCGAUAGAUCCUUAGAGCGAAUCGUCGGCCUUGUGUGCACGAAGAUGAGCCGUUACGCCAUCCCGGAUAUCGACAAAGCGACGGCGAAGAUGGCUGAACGGUUGAGAUGCGUCGAGAAAGCUGUCGAACGGAGCGACAUUGCGCGAACGAUGCCAACACUUCGUCAUGCUCGGGAGGGGGAGGGUGGGGUAUGCUCUACGCGAUAG